AUGGCGUCAAAAACCACGGCGGAAGAGGCUUCUCAGCCAAAAUUCGAACAUCCAGCCGCUGGGCAUGCGAAGAAAAAGCGUCUCAGCGCAUACGCCAUUGAGCCGAUCAAGGCAUUCUAUAUUUUCCUCGUCGCGAACCUGAUUGCCGCUGCCUUUGCGCCCAUCCAAGAUUGCGACGAAACAUUCAACUACUGGGAGCCGACCCAUUACCUGUCGCACGGCUACGGCCUGCAGACGUGGGAGUACUCGCCCGACUAUGCCAUCCGCAGCUGGCUCUAUGUCGCGCUUCAUUCCAUUGUCGGGAGCUUUCGACGGCUGCUGCCGCGCUCAAACAAGGUCGCCGAAUUCUACUUUGUCCGCUACAUUCUCGCUUUCGUCUGCGCUCUCUGUCAAGUACUUUUCUACCAGGUUGCCAGCACGACGCUCAAUGCGCGAAUCGGUCUCUUCUUCAUGAUUGCGACCGUCACGAGUCCCGGCAACUUUCACGCCGCUGCCGCAUACCUGCCCUCUAGCUUUGCCAUGUACAUGGCAAUGCUCGGUGCUGCUUCGUUUAUGGAUUGGCGCGGCGGUCUCCGAACGUCGCAUGGCAUCUUCUGGUUCGCCACUGGGGGCAUACUUGGGUGGCCGUUUGCUGCCGCCCUGUGCGCGCCAUUCCUGCUUGAGGAGGCAUUUUUUGCGUUUUUCAGCGACAAGGAGGCCUUUAUUGAAUGCAUCAUGCGCGUCGCUCGUGGAGUUGUCGCAGGCCUGAUAGUCUUGUUUGUCGACUUUUUAAUCAACCUCUUCUUCUACAAGAAGAUGGCCGUCGUCAGCUGGAAUAUUGUCAAGUACAACAUAUUCUCAUCGACCGGUGGCCCCGACCUCUACGGCACAGAGCCGUGGACAUUUUACUUUAAGAACCUGGCGCUCAACUACAACAUCUGGUUUGUGCUAGCCUUGCUUGCACUACCACUAUUCGUUGUCCAAAAGUUGGUCUCGCCGUCUGGCCAUGGGUUCCAGACUGGCCUGCGUGCAAUUGUCUUUCUUGCGCCGUUCUACAUGUGGCUCGGCAUCUUCACAAUGCAGCCUCAUAAAGAGGAGCGCUUCAUGUAUCCGGCGUACCCGUUUCUGGCACUCAACGCGUCCAUGUCGCUGCACAUUCUUCUGUCCGCGCUUGGAAAUGCCAAUAAAAAGAGCUUGAUCGGCAUGAUUCCAGCACGACUCAAGCUUUUUGGCGUCGUACUCGUCAUGUUCCUUUCUCUCGACAUCAGCCUGUCGCGCAUUUACGGCAUCUACGAAGCGUACUCGGCACCGCUCAAGGUGUACUCGCCGCUCUGGGGCGACUCAAACGGCGAGGAGGCACUGGGUGGCGAGAGCGACAAUGUCUGCUUUGGCAAGGAGUGGUACCGCUUCCCAUCGUCGUACUUUUUGCCGCGCGACAUGCACGCCAAAUUUAUCCCGUCCGAGUUUCGCGGACUGCUGCCAGGGGAGUUUUCCGAGGCGGAGACGGGCUUCGGGUUCUGGAGCGGGACGUGGCUGCCCACCAACGGGCUCAACGACCGCAACGAGGAGGAUCCAGGCAAGUACGUGGACCUGCGGAUGUGCUCGUUCCUGGUGGACACGCAGUACCCGGCGCGCACAGCCACGGCCCCGCCCCGCGAACCCGAUUAUGUUGCCGACACAUCGCGGUGGGAGACGGUCAAGUGCGAGCGCUUCAUGGACGCGGAGACGACGCCGCUGCUGGCGCGCAUUUUUUGGGUGCCGGACGUGCCUGGCGUGCCCGCGUCGCUGAAGCGGACUUGGGGACAGCACUGCCUGCUUCAAAAGAAGAAGCCGUCGGAACAAGGCAUGUGGGUAGAGCCAGGCGAGAUGAUGUUUGGCUGA
Beauveria bassiana ARSEF 2860 is the source of this 1860-nucleotide messenger RNA. Its product is annotated as glycosyltransferase family 22. Gene Ontology annotation, molecular function: alpha-1,2-mannosyltransferase activity. The coding region runs from base 1 to 1860 and encodes 619 amino acids. Gene Ontology annotation, biological process: protein N-linked glycosylation. Gene Ontology annotation, cellular component: endoplasmic reticulum membrane. The record is from RefSeq and is a predicted model, not a curated record. Lineage: Eukaryota; Fungi; Ascomycota; Sordariomycetes; Hypocreales; Cordycipitaceae. The transcript has 4 exons.